AUGCAUCAUGGGCGACUAACAUUUUGUGCUUCAAUUGAGAGCCCGACUCGUGGCAUCGUGUCUCUUCAUUCAAGUUUCUGUCCCCACUCCCCACGUCAUGUCUUCGGACUGACAGCAAAGAAAGAACAUGGAUAUGACAAUGUGAAGGUCUCCAGCAGCGCAUGGGACACGAAUCUCGUCUCUGCUUCUGGGGUGACCACUUUCCCUCUUCACGUUCGUGGGGCAUUCGCAAUACUUCCUCUUCCCUCCCCUUUUGCAGCUGUCCCAAACUUCCCGUACAAGCUUCCUGAUGUUAUUCCCCUCGCGCUUAUUCACACUGCCCCCGUCCUCGACACUAAUUGGUCCCCACAUAACGACUCCAUCGUUGCCUCGGGUGGUGAAGACGGCAAAGUCAUGAUCUGGAAGGUCGAGUCUUCUGCCUUUGAAGGCUGGGGCCAGGAUCAUUGGGUACUGGAAGACUUUGACCCUGUGGCCCAUCGCUUCCACCCCACCGCGUCUAACGUCCUCGCCAGUGCGUCCAGCGAACAUACGGUUAAGCUUUGGGAUCUUGCUGAUACCGAUCGCCCAUACUCUGUUCUCACCGGACGCAACGAUACCAUCCAGUGUCUCGCCUUCAAUCCUACCAGCACGCUCAUGGCCACGACCUGCAGAGACAGAAAACUUCGUCUAUUCGAUCCUCGUGCAGGAGGCGCUCGUGUCAUAUGGAUGGGCGAUCUUGACAAGAUCGUGACAACUGGCUUUAGCAAGAUGAGUGACCGUAAAGUCUCCAUCUGGGAAACGGGAGGUCUUGGAAAUGUCAAGAUUAUGACUAUUGAUCACGAUGGAAAUAUCCGGUAUUACGAGUACGAAAGCGACUCGCUGUUCGCGCUAGCAGAGCACAAAUCCCCAGAUCCCCAGCGGGGAGUCUGUUUCCUCCCUCGUCGUGCCCUUAACGUGUCGGAUUGCGAGAUUGCCCGUGCGUACAAAGUAUCAGGUUCAUCUGUGGAACCCAUUGCUUUCAUUGUGCCUCGCAAAUUAAAUGCGGACUCAUUCCAGUCCGACAUUUACCCAGCUGUGGCCUCGUCAGAGCUCUCUCUCUCAGCAAGCGAGUUUUUUGCUGGAAAAACUGCUGCAUUGAAGCUCGUUAGUCUCGAAAAUGGUGCUGUGUUCAAUGCGCCUGCACCUGCACCUGCACCGACACAUGUGCCCGCACCCACUGCAUUCAGUGCACCUCCGCCUGUCACCAAAGCUGUCACCAUGCCUACACCUGUGCCACAAACUCCAGUCGUGUUAAGAUCUGAGUCGGCACCAGCGCCUCGACCCACCUCACCUAUCUCAGAGUCUCCGGCCAUCAUCACUCCGCCAACGCAAGUUAAUGACGAAGUACGUACUCUUGGUAUCAAUUCUAUCUAUCUGAGUCGUUAGCUAUGGUCCCCUAUUUACCGGACUUCUGAACGCUUGAUGCAUCCGCGGGGCUGCCUUAGUACUAGCUGCGCGCCGCUCACCGUGAGACUUGGCAGGCGCGCACUCCUAGCAUGGGCCAUCCACCUUACCUUAGAGUAUUAGAA
Suillus subaureus is the source of this 1547-nucleotide messenger RNA. RefSeq lists its product as uncharacterized. Gene Ontology annotation, biological process: actin filament organization. The coding region runs from base 1 to 1404 and encodes 467 amino acids. NCBI's taxonomy places the organism in Eukaryota, Fungi, Basidiomycota, Agaricomycetes, Boletales, Suillaceae. The record is from RefSeq and is a predicted model, not a curated record. Gene Ontology annotation, molecular function: actin filament binding. The transcript is spliced from 8 exons.